CAUAGAGACGGAAAGAAAUAGUCCCUUCUUAGUUAAUCGGGGUUAUCAAUUAUACCACCCCCGCCAAAUCGGUUCAGUUUUGGAAUCACUUUCCAUUUCCACGAUAGAAAUGGCUUCUCUCUUCUCCUCCGCUCCCAUUCUAAACGCAGUAGCGUAUAUCCCUUCCAACAGUACAGUACGGCGGGCGAGAGGAUUUUCGUUUGCGCCGGCCUUCCAUUUUCCGGUCGAAUUUAAUCGGAGAAGCCUCAGGCGAUCGUUCUCGCUUCUGCGCGCGAAGAGCAGCGGAGACGAAGAACCAGAGGAGUUCGUUGAAGAGCUUAGGGUUCCAAUCCACUGGACGGAACCAUCUAAAGCGUUAGAGGUGUCGGAAUGGCUGAGAGUUACUCUCAACAAGUGGUUGGAUGAUGAGUACUGCCGGGAAGAUGCGAAUUUGGAAAUUAGCAAGGUGGCUUCCGCCUCAUUCUGUAAAUCAUUAAUGGAGAAACAGAUGGAGAUAGGUGAGAUAUUGUUGAAGAUGGCUAAAGAUUUGGAGUCCAUUUCCUAUAAAGAGAGCUUUCAUGGAGCAUUUUCAUCAGCAAAUGCAGCAGUGGAUCUCAUAAUCCGAAGAAUUGAGCAGGAGAUGUAAAGCUUUACUGCAAUCUCUAAGGCCUGUUUCCCUUUAACUCCAUUCUCAAGAAUUGUUUUCUUACUGUCAUUAUUCUUCAAGUGAUAACUGAUAAGGUCAAUGUACUAGAUUGAUUUGCAUGGUUCUGGAUUUUGAAGGUUGGCAAUUUAUGUGUUUCUGCUCUGUAAUAGUUUUUCUCAUGGCUUCUAUUGAAGUUGACUUUCAUCAUAUUGUUAUGGUCAUUAGUCCAGUACUUGGACUGUGUUUAUCUCUGAAAUAAGAUCUCUCUGCAAGGACCUCCACUGGUCAUGUGACAAAAUAUCCAG
Cuscuta campestris is the source of this 930-nucleotide messenger RNA. Lineage: Eukaryota; Viridiplantae; Streptophyta; Magnoliopsida; Solanales; Convolvulaceae. The record is from the annotation of a GenBank genome assembly.